Messenger RNA from Clupea harengus (Atlantic herring), 2757 nucleotides. It is a transcript of the gene pik3r6a, whose product is annotated as phosphoinositide-3-kinase regulatory subunit 6a. Lineage: Eukaryota; Metazoa; Chordata; Actinopteri; Clupeiformes; Clupeidae. The record is from RefSeq and is a predicted model, not a curated record.
CAGGGAAGGAUUCACAAGCCCUUGCUAUUUUAUCCAACAAUUUUGAGCUGGACCACAGGAUGUCGGAUUCGACAUUUAUCAUAUUUGUAUGACAACGUACUGAUCAAGUCGCAUCUUUGUGUAGCUAAGUUCUUCAGUUGUUGCCAGUUUCUCUGUUGAAGUGAAAUCCUUCACAGUGGAGUGAUGGACAAGGAACGGAGAGCCUCAAACCAGUACGGGUCCCUGGAAUGCACUAAAUGGAACACAGAGACCGACAAACCAGAGGAGGAUGUGGUGUCCAUGGCCGACUCAACCAUCACAAUAGAUGACAUUGAGGGAGAGCUCUUCAAAAUCGAGCGGAUCCGAGACGCGUUAGUUCGACGCGAGUCUGAGCUGAGAUACAUGAUGGAUGACAUUCAGCUCUGUAAGGAGAUCACCCGGCUGAAGAAGGAGCUGCAGAAGCUGGUGUCCAUUCCAGAUAAUGACAAAUCAAAUGAAGACAAACAGAAGGAAGAGGAGCUGCUCCUGCAAAUCCAUAAGCUGGUGGAGGCCAGGGACUUCCUGGUGGACGACGUGGAGUUUGAAAGACUGAGGGAACGUGAGGAAGACAAAGAGAUGGCUGAUUUCCUGAAAUCAAAGUUCCCCAAAAACUCCAAGAACAAAGAUCCCUCGUCCAGCCUGGCGUCCCGGGCCCAGCGGCCCUCCUCCUCCCCGUUCGUCACCAAGACCGGCCUGACCCUGCUGAAGGAGUGCUGUGGCUUCACCUGCUCCGUCAUGUAGGGAUGCCCCCGUGCCCACGUGAGCCGCCAGUGGCAUCAGCAGAAGGUGCCGCCUCGGGCCCAUUGGCUGAUUUGUGGCAGCGCAGGGCUUGAUGCGCGUGCCACUUGUGUCAAGUACAGAGGGAGUGUUUUCCUUGAAAGUUGUCUUCGUGUCUGUACUCUCUCUCCCUUCCUUCCUCCCCCUCUCUCUCUUUCUCUCUCUUUCUCUCUUUCUCUCUCUCUUGCUCUCUUGUCCUCCCCUUCUAUGUCUAUCCACCUAUGUGCUGUUCAUUCCAUCCAACGGGUUCAGCUGUCAAACACUCUGCUGACUUUGCUUUCACCCUCGUCUCCCCCCGUUUCAUUUCCCAGAAGGCACUGCAGCAGUCUGAUGCGUCUCUGUUGUUCUGGCCGCCGUUCGUCAUUUUUUUCAGCCAUGCAGAAACAUCCAAGCAUCACUGCUGUAAAUAACGGUCAUUAUCACCUCAAGGAUUUGUUUGUAAAUGCAAAUCACUCAUUUCCAUUUGAACCAGGAUUAUAAUUAUGCAGAAAGCAUUUACUGUCUUAAUUCAGCACAAAUCAAUGACUUAACUGCAUUGAGCUGACAUUGCUGCCAUUUUUUUAUUCCCUCUGCAGCUACAGUAAGUCUUCAUUAACAAGCAGCAGCAGCAGGAGCAGCAUCCAGCCUGAUCAAAAUUCACAUAUGAAUCUUCUAUGGACAUUUUCAGGCAUUUAGAGCUUAGCAGUGCAGUGAUUUAUUAUGAGCCUGCUUGGGUCAAAUUAGCCUCGAGCCUUGACGUCUGUGGUGUCAUUAACAUCACAGGUAUUUGAUUUCCAUGAGGCAUAGGGGUGCAUUGGCUGGACCUUGUUAGAUCUAAUUGGAUAUUAAUGACCUGGUAUGAACGUGUAAUAAGUCAGAUUGUUGAAUGCAAAACAACCAUUUGUGCCAUUUUAACAUUUUUAGCUUUACAUUAUGCAAAGCUGUUCCACCAAACGGACUGGUGAUCCCACAGCCUUUCAAAUUAGCAAGGACCUCCAUGGCAUUUCCACAUAAUAGCUCAGUAAGUAGUUUAAAUGCGAAGCCAGAGUUUGCUCUCUUUGAUUCAUAGAUUGUAUAUGAGCAAGUAAAGGGAUAAAAAUGCCUUUCAAAGUGUGUUAUGUCAGUUGGAUGACAAUUGUUUUCAGCACAGACCAAGGCAAACAUCUAACUGCCAAUGAAUCUGUAACUUCUUCAACUAAAGGGAAUUGAAACCCUCCUUGAUUACUUAAAAUCAGUAGACCGUGGCUAUACUGGAGCUGUGGUUUGAACGGAGAGCACCAAGGUAGCAUUAGGGUAGAAAGACUGCAAUGCAGCACAAUGCAACGGAUCUAAAGGAGUCUGCACCAAAAUAGUUUGACAUCUGGUAUUAUAGAGCACGGGUCUUACCAGUGUUCCACCUUAUUUUCAAGCCUUAUUUCCUAAACAUCAACAUUUAAAGCACUGCCAAGACUUUUAUGAACUAAACUCCUUCCAAGGGAGUGGGGUUCGAUUUAUUUGUUGUAAUCAUCAGCUGUGUUUCUAUUUGAAGUUGACAAUGUAAAACCAGACAGAUAGAUGACUGUAGGAUAUUGUAAAUAACAUCUGCGUAUGUAAUAACUGUAUGUACGUGAAACCUUCAUAUAUUUUGGGUAGUGACCUGAGCGAUGGUGUCAAUGCCACUUUAACUGAAGAUGCUGACGCACCCACUGCACCACCUAUGGUGGUUAAUUCUAGAGUCCCCUGUAGUAAAUGGACCUGACACCCCCACAAAAUUCAUCUGGGACUCCAUUGUGUCUUUGGGAGUCUGGGUGGUCAUCUUCUCAGAGGGUGAACACUCUAUUAAAGAUAAAGAGCUCUUCACCGUGGAGACCAGUCUCCAUAGUUACCAGAGAGUAGGCACUCCAUACACGUACAUGGACAGUUCGGAUCAGGCGAACUUACUUGUCGGGUUCUCAGGCAGUGCAUGGGUGUAAAGUAGGUGGAAAUGUCCUCUCCACUUUUUCU